Thermothielavioides terrestris NRRL 8126 is the source of this 345-nucleotide messenger RNA. RefSeq lists its product as uncharacterized. Bases 1 to 345 code for a protein of 114 amino acids. NCBI's taxonomy places the organism in Eukaryota, Fungi, Ascomycota, Sordariomycetes, Sordariales, Chaetomiaceae. The transcript is spliced from 5 exons. The record is from RefSeq and is a predicted model, not a curated record.
AUGUGUAUUGAGAGAGGUGCUCCUCUCAAGCUAGUAUUUAAUUAUAUAAGAAAGGGCGAGGACGCUAACGCUAAAAAUAACGACGACGAUAACAACGAGUAUACGCCUAUACCUGCUAAGGGCAAAGGCAAAGGCAAGGCAAAGGCGGCCACGCCUACUAAGAAGUCUAAGAAGGCUAAGAAGGCUAAGAAGGAGGAGAGCGAGGAGGAGGACAAGGAUAAAGACGAGAGCAAGGAGGAGGCUGCUUUAGGCUUUGACCUAGAGGCGCUAGCGUGUAGUAUAGUAGUGGCGAUACUAGCCGCUAUAACUUCUAAGAAGAAGAAGGGUAGUAUAGGCACCCCCUAG